AUGGCGGAGGAUCCCGCUUCGGGUGCGCCGAGCCUUCGGGGCUGUGCUGACGGGAGCGAUGCUGACCCACCGGACGAGCGGGUGGCAGAAAUGGAGGGAGAAGACCAGGAGCAGUUCGAGUACCAGGAACUGCUCGAUUGCCAGGUGCAGCUGGGGACCCCUGAGGAAAGGGAGGACGUGGGCCUGAUGGCUGAGGCCGAGGCCGUGGCUUCCGGCUGGAUGCUCGAUUUCCUCUGCCUCUCUCUUUGCCGAGCCUUCCGCGACAGCCGCUCUGAGGACUUCCAAAGGACCCGCAACAGCGCGGAGGGUGAGGGCGGGGUGCGCCGGGGCCCGGAGCUGCGCAGGGGGCGGAGGAGGGAACCGCGGCGGGCGGCCGAGGCCUGUUUCCCGCGCUGUACCUCGGGCGGCUCGGGGCAAAGGGGCUGGGGCGGCGGAUCCGUUGGAGGUCCGAGGAUCUGGGCUGAGCUUUGUUCGAAUCCCGGUUCUGCCUGUUAG
Nycticebus coucang (slow loris) is the source of this 495-nucleotide messenger RNA. Its product is annotated as telomeric repeat-binding factor 1-like. The record is from RefSeq and is a predicted model, not a curated record. The transcript has a single exon. NCBI's taxonomy places the organism in Eukaryota, Metazoa, Chordata, Mammalia, Primates, Lorisidae. The coding region runs from base 1 to 495 and encodes 164 amino acids.